UGCUAAACUCGGAUUUGUUUAUUGGUUACUCCUUGGGAACAGCUGCUUUGAGCGGCUAGUAGCUAGCUACAGACUAGCUAACUUAACUGUAGUCAAAUUAUAUUACUCCUUUCCACCUUUUACAUUUCACGGGGUGACAGUUGCCAUGGAGCCUGCCUGCCGUAAAGACAAGCCAAAACUGAACUCUACCCCGACCAGAGGAGACAGAGCCAAGCAGAAGUCUGCUCAGCAAGAGCUCAAACAACGACAGAGAGCUGAGAUUUAUGCUUUGAACAAGGUGAUGACAGAGUUGGAACAGCAGCAGUUUGAGGCCUUUUGCAAACAGAUGCAGUCACAAGGAGAAUAAUGAGUUCAGCCCAACCUCUUUCAUCUGGACCAGGCCCUGUCACCCUGCAGAAACACCAUGUAUGCACACUAUUACCGACACAAAGUCACGCUUAAACCUACACUGAUGUUCAAUAAUAUGAUCUUUGCUCUAAUGUGUUACUGAUUCAAAUUUGUGAAGCUUUCACCUGGAUAUGCCAGAGAGUAUUUUGUUAACUGAAAGCAUUGUAGGUGAAGGAGUCCAAACAAGAACAACUGGAAGCAGAGUUCCAUAUUUCAUCGGGUCUUUACUUAUAUAUAUAUAUAUAAUAUUUGUUGCAUUUCUGUAAUGGUUAAACUGAGCUUGCCUGCUCAUUUUUUCAAUACUGUCCAAACUGAAAUUUACAUGUACUGAGUUUCUGUGGUUGACCAGGUCAAACUCAGAUGAUCUGUAAGUUUACUCACCCAAGUGGCAGCAGUGUUAAUCACUCUGGAAGGGCAAUGGUGAUCAAUUUUCUCAGGUGGUCAGAUCCCUUCCAGUUAAAAGCACUUUUGAAAACGGGCUUCAGAGCUUAUCACCUCUCACUAGUAGUUUUCUCAAGUCAGAAGUGUAAUGUAAGCAUCUUUGAGGAACAAUUUUUUUCAGAGAACCAUCCAAUGUGUUUUGCACUCCCAUGUACAAAACAUCCAUUCAUGUGAAGACAAUGAAGUUUUUAAUUGAUGAAUGAUGACUGAAAAGUUUUUAUUCUGUUUUCUUUGUCACUCAGGCUGCAAUUUGCGAUUUGCUUGCUAACAGCACUACAGCUGGAUAUCACAUUGUUUUUGGCUCUGUGAUCUAAUGAAAUGCUGCAGUGUCUCACAUUUGCCAUGAUGAAGGAAAAUAUUGACUGAACUGAAAAAGUACUAGUAAUUUUAGCAACUGUUGAAAGACUGCAAUUCAUAGAAACAAUGUCAGAACAUCAGUGACUCAUAAACAUAUAUUAAUGUAGCUUUAAAACAGGCGGUGCCCUUAAAGCCGGGGUAGGCAGUUUCAUUAUGGCGUCAAUGGGCAAAAAUCCAAUAAUUCUUUCCAGCAUAUUUUAAUUCAAGUGGAUAAUCAAAAUUAGACUUCUGUACCUUAUCCUGGCUCUGUUUUUAGGCUUUGGAAAAUCUAGCUCGGAACGAUAUCACUGUGCAGAAGGAAGUGUGCAUCUACGGCAGUAGAUGCACACUUCCUUCUGCAGGUGUAGUUCAGUAGAAAGAAAAUAGUUCCUACAUGAAACUGCUCACAACAAGGUCUGUGGAUUAUCUUGAGUAACCAGGUUAUGGUUUCUGGAAAGAGACAUUGCUGUUGAGUUUUUUUAAAUGUAGUUUUUGGCGCUUUGAGCACCACACACCGAGUGCCACCUAAUUCCAUUAAUUGCAGGGAAGGCAGACAGCUCUACAGCUGAUGUCUCCAACACUGCAACUCACAACAGAACAAUCUAGAUUGAUAAAUAGAAAAGUACAGGAAAAUAUGUACUUUUUGAUUUUGGGGUUACUGUAUGUUGUGGCUGCACAUGUCUGUGCUUGUCUGAUGGGAAGGAUUUAGGACAGAGAGGGGAAAGCUGCAGGAGGAGGGUCUAUUUCCAAAUUCUGCUUUGUGUUUGUUUUGCUUUCUCCAGAAAACUGCCUGCCCCAGCUUUAAUAUGCCAGUGUUAAUGGUGCUCACCUUGAACACUGUCUUGUGAAUGACAUUGUAUGCAGUGCCAAUAGUGUCGCAUUCACAAGUUUUGCAAUCUUAACAACUUCUAUUUAUGGCGUUGACUGCAAAAUAUUUUUAUUGUUAAGAACAGUAUGUCAACUUUCACUUGAGUUAUACAAGUUUGAUUUAAUGAAAAUAAAAAUGAGUUGUUUUUUAAAA
Epinephelus fuscoguttatus (brown-marbled grouper) is the source of this 2185-nucleotide messenger RNA. RefSeq names its product small vasohibin binding protein. Bases 146 to 346 code for a protein of 66 amino acids. Gene Ontology annotation, biological process: negative regulation of protein ubiquitination; protein secretion. Lineage: Eukaryota; Metazoa; Chordata; Actinopteri; Perciformes; Serranidae. The record is from RefSeq and is a predicted model, not a curated record. The transcript has 3 exons. Gene Ontology annotation, cellular component: apical part of cell.